CAACUCUCUCCCGUAACUAAACGACAUCGUAUUCGUAAUCCAACAACCUAAUCCCAAUUCUCAAACACCCUCAUCUUCCUUUUCUGUUUCGCCGACCAAACUUGUUGGGUUUGAAUUGAGUUCGGGUUCAUUAAUUCGGAGAAAUCGAGGUUGCAUUUGCGAGUGUCAGGGAUGGUGGAUUUUAGUUGCUGACUCGGAGCCAUGCCGGAGAUCGAGGUCGUGUCCGACGCCGGCGACGGCGCAUCGGAGGCCUCUUCGUUGGACGAGACCGGUGGCGCCCUGUUCGGGAAGUACGAGCUGGGGAAGCUCCUCGGCCGCGGCGCAUUCGCCAAAGUCUACCACGCGCGUGACGUCAGCUCCGGGCAGAGCGUGGCGAUCAAGGCGGUGAGCAAGCAGAAGGUGCUGAAAGGCGGCUUCACGUCGAACGUGAAGCGCGAGAUCUCGAUCAUGCGGCGGCUGCAGCACCCCCACAUCGUCAAGCUCUACGAGGUCUUGGCCACCAAGACCAAGAUCUAUUUCAUCAUGGAGUUCGCGAAAGGCGGCGAGCUUUUCGGGAAAAUCUCCAAAGGUCGGUUCAGCGAGGAUCUCAGCCGUCGGUACUUCCAGCAGCUGAUCUCCGCCGUUGGAUACUGCCACUCACGCGGAGUCUACCACCGUGAUUUGAAGCCGGAGAAUUUACUCUUAGACGAGAAUUGGAACUUGAAAGUUUCGGAUUUCGGACUCUCCGCCGUGACGGAGCAGAUCCGACCAGACGGGCUUCUCCACACUCUCUGCGGCACCCCGGCUUACGUGGCGCCGGAGAUUCUCGCCAAGAAAGGCUACGACGGCGCCAAGGUGGAUAUAUGGUCGUGCGGGAUCAUUCUCUUUGUUCUCAACGCCGGCUAUCUUCCGUUCAACGAUCCCAAUCUCAUGGUAAUGUACCGGAAAAUCUACAAGGGGGAGUUUCGCUUUCCGAGGUGGACGUCGCCUGGCCUGAGACGGUUGAUUUCGAGAUUGCUUGACACGAACGUCGAGACGAGGAUCACCGUCGACGAGAUCAUCAAGGAUCCUUGGUUCAGUGUUGGCUACAAGGACGUCAAGUUUCACUUGGAGGAUUUUAACUUGAAGGAGUGGAGGGACGAGGACAACGACACGCCGUUGAAUGCUUUUGAUUUGAUUUCAUUCUCGUCGGGGUUCGACAUCUCGGGGCUGUUCCGGAAGCCGGAGAUAUCCGACUGCGGGGAAAGGUUUGUUUCGGCAGAGACGCCGGAGAGGAUAAUUCAGAAGGUGGAGGAGGUGGCAUUGGCGGAGGGGAUGACGGUGAUGGAGAAGAAGACCUGGGGGGCAAAGUUGGCAGGGCAGAAUGGUAAUUUGGUAGUUGCUAUUGGGAUUUACCGUUUGACGGAGAAGCUGGUGGUGGUGGAGUUGAACAAGAGGGAAAGAAUAGGGGAGAAUUGCCAGCAGAUAUGGAAGGACAAGCUGAGGCCGCAGCUGUCGUGUUUGAUAUACAAACCGGAAGAAGAACAAGUCUCCGGUGAAUAACAGAGAAGCUCACCCGAUAAUAUCAUCACAAUGCGGCUAUGCAUUGCCGGAGAAACUGAACGGAAGAAUGUUCAUUAUCAUUGACGGGGUUCUGUACUUGUUUUUUGUCCCGGAAUAUGACAAAAUGAGAGAAAAGGGAAAGUUUCUCAGAAUCUGUAAAUACAUUUUUAUCGUUACCAUCGUUAUUCUCUCAUUGAACCCAUCAAUAGAUGGCAUCUAUCUCGAAUAACUUUCUUGGCAGAUUUUGCCUUGUGAGAUUUUUUUUCAAGAACAAAC
This is a messenger RNA of Fragaria vesca subsp. vesca, 1797 nucleotides long. Its product is annotated as CBL-interacting serine/threonine-protein kinase 14-like. Gene Ontology annotation, molecular function: protein kinase activity; ATP binding. The record is from RefSeq and is a predicted model, not a curated record. NCBI's taxonomy places the organism in Eukaryota, Viridiplantae, Streptophyta, Magnoliopsida, Rosales, Rosaceae. Gene Ontology annotation, biological process: protein phosphorylation; signal transduction. The coding region runs from base 202 to 1521 and encodes 439 amino acids. The transcript has a single exon.